Messenger RNA from Suillus fuscotomentosus, 1083 nucleotides. RefSeq lists its product as uncharacterized. The coding region runs from base 82 to 945 and encodes 287 amino acids. NCBI's taxonomy places the organism in Eukaryota, Fungi, Basidiomycota, Agaricomycetes, Boletales, Suillaceae. The record is from RefSeq and is a predicted model, not a curated record. The transcript is spliced from 8 exons.
GCAUUCACACCUUACGACCGUUCUUUGACAGAGAAAACUAUCCAUGAUGAGGAGACAAGCAAUGCUGACAUCGUGGAGUCCAUGGCCGAGUUCAAGAACAAGCUAGAGAUGCAAUAUGCGGCUAAACGUGACGCAAACAUCAGCGAAGUGGCCGAUCUCAAGCAGCAGCUGGAGUUGAAGUCGAACGAGAUUCGCACUCUCAAUGCAUCUAUUGACAGUCUGAAGAGCGUCAACGAAGAGCUCAAGCGUGCGUUCGCAGUGACUUCUGCGGGUAUUGAGGGAGGGAAGAAUCUUGCUGAGAGCGCGCAAGACCUCGAGCGAACUCGUAAAGCAAUUAACGUGCAGUUGGCAGAAUUCGAUGGGGUCAAGAAAUCCCUCGUACGAGAUCUGCAGAACCGUUGCGAGAAGGUCGUUGAGCUUGAGAUCCAAUUGGAUGAGAUCAAGGAACAGUACAACAACGUCAUUCGGAACAGUAAUAGCAAAGCGCAGCAGAAGAAGAUGGCAUUCCUGGAGCGGAACUUGGAGCAAUUAACGUUAGUUCAGAAACAGCUCGUUGAUCAGAACUCGGCGUUGAAAAAGGAGGCCGGAAUUGCUGAAAGAAAAUUGCUUGCGCGAAAUGAGCGGAUACAGAAUUUGGAAACUCUCCUGCAGGACGCUGACCGUCGGCUAGCUAUCCAAAACCAGAAGUUUGAAACACAGCUCCAAUCAGUUAAAGAGCGACUGGAGCAGGCGCGGGCCCAAAAGACCUCGAGUCCAAUAAACUUCGGGCGUAUUGCCAAGCCACUGCGGGGUGGCGGGGGUUCUGCGGCAACGCCUGGACCCACUACUACACCUGCACAAGUUUCAGGUGGUGGGACGCCAGGAAAUGCUUUAACUCGCAUCCAGAACGAAGACGGAAGCGGAGCAAAGCGUGCGUCAUGGUUCUUCAACCCUCGGGGGAGUUAGACGCCUUGGAUUGAUUGCUUUUGAUACCUGGACUGUUUGGUAUCUUUUUUUUACAUUGCAUCUAUCAUCUUAUCGUUUUUAAUAAUGCAUUCUCUGUCGGACUGACUUAAAGUUGUAAGUGAAUAACCAAGAUAAGGC